Molecule: messenger RNA, 3492 nt
Organism: Lodderomyces oxycetoniae
Lineage: Eukaryota; Fungi; Ascomycota; Pichiomycetes; Serinales; Debaryomycetaceae
Gene: FLO8
Product: Flo8p
Exons: 1
Coding region: 1-3492 (1163 amino acids)
Cellular component (GO): nucleus
Molecular function (GO): protein binding
Source: RefSeq, a predicted model, not a curated record
AUGAAUAAUACUAACGUUAGAUCUUCAUCAAAUCUCCACAACAAUACCACUACUGGCACAACUACAUCUAAUGGAAAUAGAAAAACGCCGCUAAGCAAUAAGCCAACAGACCCUUCAGCAUCGUCAUCUUCGUCAUCUUCAUCAUUGUCAUCCCCGGUAUUUAGCAGAAACAUUUCGGAUGUUAGUGCCACAAACGCAAAACAAUUAUUGAACGCUUAUAUCUAUGAUUUUUUGGUCAAAAAUCGAUUAUCACAAACAGCUAGAAUAUUCGUUAAUGAGGCAGAGGUACCUUCAAUACCUUCAAGUCAAACGACCAAACAACAACAACAGCAACAGCAGCAGUUGCAAAAUAACGGGACAAUGUCAUCGACAUCAUCGCCUCAAAAAAUGAUGCAAUCACCUCCCCAACUACUGCAAUUCUUAAAGGAUAAUAGCUUACCAAAUACAUCGUUGGCAAUGGAUUUACCGCAUAGUUUCUUAUACGAAUGGUGGCAAAUGUUUUGGGAUAUGUUUCAAGCUAAAAAUGGAGGCGCUAGAGGCGGUAAUAUCAUUGAUCCAAAGAACGUCAAUAAUCUCGCAGUCAAGUAUUAUCAACUACAAUUGUUGAGACAAAGACAACAACAGCAAGAAUUGUCAAUGGCAAUGGCAAUACCGGGUUCCAUUGCAAAUGUUCCUCAACAGCAGCAUCAGCUUCAACCACCUCCACAACAGCAACAACUACAACAACAGCAGCAACAACAACAACAUAGUGCGAUGCAGCUCUCACAGCAGCCCCAGCUUGAUCAGCAACCCCAACAACCCCAACAACCCCAACAACAACAGCCACAACAGCAGCAUUUUAUGCAACCUCAACAACAAAAUAUGCAACAUAUUCUUCCGCAGCAGACACAACAGCCGCAACAGGCAAAUGCUCAACCUCAUGUACAUCAACAACACUUGCAUGCUAAGUCACAACAAAUGCAAACGCCAACUCAAGCACAACUUCAGGCUCAAGCACAACUUCAGGCGCAAGCACAAGCUCAGGCACAAGCUCAGGCUCAAGCUCAGGCUCAACUCCAAGCCCAAGCUCAAGCCCAGGCUCAAGCUCAGUUUCAAGCUCAUGCACAAGCCCAGUUUCAGGCUCACGCUCAAGCUCAAGGGCAACCUCCCCUUCAAAAUGGUUCUGGUCAAUUUUCAAAUCCGCCGUCUGCAACUAUGCCAAACAGUGCACCGCCACAUCAUCCAGUUCCAGCGUCACAUCAGCAACAAUCAAACUCUGCAGCAUCAGCAAAUUUUCCCAAUAUGGGACCGCCUCCUAAUGCGCAGCAAAUCUUUCAAAUGAAUCAGCAAAUGCAGCAGCAGCAACAACAGCAGCAGCAACUUCCAAAUAACCAGCCAGGCUCAAAUCCACAAUUAGAUCAGCAACGUAUGAUGCUCAUGAUGAAGCAACAACAACAACAACAACAACAACAAGCUGCGGCCGCUGCUGCUGCUUCUCAGAGGCAGAUUCAUAUGGAUCCGCGCCAGCAACAGCAGCAACAACAACAACAACAACAACAACAACAACAGCAGCAGCAGGCCAUGAUGAAUACCAUGGCAGCCAAUCCCAAUAUGGCAUUGCAGCAGCAAUUGUUUUUGCAACAACAACAACAACACCAACCACAGCAGUUCCACCCACAAGGUGCGCCAACACCAGCUACUGGUAGUGCAGCAGCCACUCCAAUGCAGGGUCAAAACGUACCACAAAUGGUAAGGUUGAAUUCUUCUCAAGCCGGUUUGAAAAACAAUAAUAAUAACAAUAACAAUAACACUAACAACAACAACAACAACAACAACAACAACAACAACAACAACAACAACAACAACAACAGCAAUAAUAAUAAUAAUAACAAUAAUAAUAAUAAUAAUAAUAACAGUAAUAAUAACAGUAAUAACAGUAAUAACGGAAACAACAAUAAGUUUGCUGUUGCUGGUAAAGUAGCAGCUGGUGCUAAUAAUGGGAAUACGACUGGAACAUCAGUGGGUAAUUCGAAUGCACCUUCAAAUAUGAAUCCUGCUAAUGGAAGAAAUAUGAAUGCUUUACAGGAUUAUCAAAACCAAUUAAUGUUGUUGGAAAAGCAGAAUAAAAAAAGAUUGGAAAUAGCUAGAAAUACCGGAGGAGGCGCUGAAACUAAUUUGAUGACUAUGGGUAUGGCUCAACACCCAUUGUCACAACAUCAGCUACAGCAACAGCAGAUGGCUGGUCCGCAACAGUCACAACAACCAACUCCUGCUAUGUUUCAUGCACCAGUGCCUUCAAGCCAGUAUAGUCUGAAAAACUCUCCUGCUGGAUCCAACAAUUCACCAUUGACAAGUAUUGGCAAGAGUCCCGCAAUGGGAAAUAAGAAAAUUAAGAAAGAGUCUAAUGGUAAGAGAAGUCGAAAGCAGAGUAUAAAUCAAGGGAACACUCUACUAGCUUCUCAACCUUCCAGUGCCGGUAAUGAGCAGCAGCAGCAGCAACAGCAGCAGCAGCAGUCUCUGCAACAGCUACCUGCACCUGUAUCGGCGCCAACAUCAGCAUCAGCACUGGCCCAGCCUACACUGCAAAGAAGAGGUUCGAACACUCCAAAUAUCGGCAAAAGGGAAUUUACACCACUUACACCUUUAAGUGAACCGGCUUUAGGUUCACUGGAGAACAACAAGAAAAAGAGAAAGAUGAAUACUGUUACUGAAUCACCAGGAAAACAAAACGCACCAACUUCAUCAACUAGUGCAAAGCAGAGUAAGGAAAAUGGUGAGAAGAAACCACAAUCAGCAUUGAUUAAAGAAGAGUCCCGCAGUAGCAGCUUGCAAAGUGAACAUGAACAAGAUCAACAGCAGCAACAGCAGCAGCAACUAGAGCAACAACAAACAGAGCAACAACAACAAACGGAACAUCAACAACAACAACAACAACAACAAAAAUUACAGCAAAAGUCGCAUUCGCAAUCACAACAGAACAAUGAGGAUGAAUUCGAGAGCUCAUUGGUACCAUCGGCAACAGUACCUCAUGAUAGUACGGCCACCACCACCACUACUACAACUACAACUACAACUACAACGCAACCUACAUCUUUCCAAGACGAUACCGACUUGGCAUCCAUCCAAGGCGCUUCAGCCUCCGCUCCUACUAUAGAUCCAAACAAUGGUAAUCAUUUAUUCAAUGUUGAUUUAUUAGCAGACACCCCGCAUCCGAACCAACAUAGUUCAAGCAAUAACAGCAUUCUGGGCAAUGGAAUCACUGGUGGUACCAUUGAGGGAAAUGAUGCUAAUGGUAAUAAUUUUGCAUCAACACAAGCCAGCGGUGGUGAUGGCACCAUUUUAAACGUGUUUGGUAAUCCCACAACCACAGCAUUUGACGAUUUGGAUUUCGAUAUUAAUCAAUUAUGGGGAGAAGAUGAUGUAGGUAUGGUUGUUGGAGGUAGUGUCAUUGGAGGCUUAAAUGAUUCACAUAACGGAAGUAGUGGAAACAAUGGAUUAACCGGAUUUAAUUGA